This is a messenger RNA of Symbiodinium necroappetens, 5566 nucleotides long. The record is from the annotation of a GenBank genome assembly. NCBI's taxonomy places the organism in Eukaryota, Dinophyceae, Suessiales, Symbiodiniaceae.
AUGUGGAUUUGGGCUGGCGGAGCAACCGUGCUGGGAGGACUGCUGCUAUGGCCACCAGUCAAACUGAGUCCAGAAGUUGUCGUCAUCAAUGCAUUGGUUUUAGUGCUGCUGUGCUACCGCUGUAUCAGCAGAAUGGUCUUUGCCGGAAAGGGGCAUGUUUGGCACAUCGCGCCAUCUUCUAUAGAAAAACUUGGAUUGCUGGACUCGGCUAAUGUGUGGAUGGCAUUGCUCUAUGCCGCCAGCUCGCUGACAUUGUUGGGCACUCUCCAGUUCUUCGUGAUCGUUUCGCGGUUGUUACCUGACCUUUGGCAACUUCGCGAUGCACAUGCGGUUGGCGCGCAGAUCAUGAACGCGUUUCCAGCCGACUUGGAGUUGAACAUGACAAACGGCGAGCUGUUCAGCCUAGAUCAUGAGACUUGGCGCUUUGCUAGUUCCAAUCUGGGUGGUAUAUGCUGCACACACUGCGACUGCCACAACGAGAUGCGGCUGGACUCCCUUUACCAGGUGAUCCUGCCUUUGUCCGCUGUUGAGUCAGUUCAGUUGGGCUUGAUCUGGCGUGUGUGUAGACAAGCCUUCAAUAUGCCAGAUGUGGACGUGAUGGCUCCUGCAAUACAGCUGCCCCCACAAUCUCCAUCCGUUCCUACUCCUGUGGCCGUGGGAAGUAGCAAGGUUGGAGUUGGAACCAAGCGAGUCAAGGUAGCACAGAUUGCAGAUCAGUUGGACGAUACUGAGCUGGAGCUGAUUGAGAAGAAAGAGGUGGAUGAAGCAUACCGAACAUUCCGCGAGCUCACCGGGAGUGACCCACCCAGUGAUUCAGAGCCGACGGCUGAGCAACUUACAGUCAUGCACAACAAAAUCGUCGUACAGGGCGAUACACCUUAUGCUGAUUUUUCUGUGCUGACCCCUUUCGGGAGGCGUAUGCAGAAACAGCUCAAAGCAAAGGGCUAUUUCUUGCAGGAAGACGGAACAUUCAAGCAGACGGAGUUGCCGGGUCCAGCUUCGUAUUCAUCAUGGCACGCCUGCUGGAAGAUCUACAGGGUGAUACUGCUGAUGUUACGUCAUCUCCCAAACAAUGCUGGGGAUCGUAAGCCGAUCGUUACAAUGGCCGCACUGGAAGAAUAUCAUGAGUGCAUAGCAAAGCUGUGCAGGGAUUUUCCAGAAUGUUGGUCACUGGUCAUGAAGGCCGAGGAUCGUUGCAGAGGUGUGUUCACCUUUGCUGCUCGGGAUGAGGCAUACUGGACUGCGGAGGAGACGGGUGUACCGGAAGGGGCGGCACAGGCUAUGGGUACCAUCAAGAUUGCACACAACCCUCCAGGUAUGCAAUCCAUGGCUACGAAGGGCGACUCAAAAGGAUCUGGUAAAGGGACGGGUCAUCCAAAGAAGUACGGCAAGUUCUUCGUCACAGAUCGGGAUGGUAAUCAAAUUUGGUAUCGCGCUGAGGUUGCGGAUCAGGAGGUAUUGCGUGCAUAUCCUCAGCGCUCGAGCUCUGACACCUUGAAUUCAAACAGGCAUGGUGUUCGAAAGUUCAGGUUUGCAGAGUUUUUUGCCGGGCUAAGCGGUUUCACUAAUUCCUUGAAGAGCUUGGCGGAUGAUGCAGUGGAAAUUACAGCUUCAUUGGACGGUUAUGCCGGUCAAUGGGACAUCUUGGAUGACGCUCAUUUUGAGCACAGUCUGCAGGUCUGCAAUGAGUUUGAUCAUGGGCAUUUCGGGCCGGCCUGUAGGACAUUUACACGAGCCAGGCGCAGUGAUGAGCAUGGUCAUGUUAAGCUUCUGCGUACUGACGCACAUCCGGAGGGUUUCGGGGAUGACGAGGCAACGUUGGCAAAUCGCAUGGUGGAAAGGGUGAUCGCUCUUUGCUUGCAACUACAUCAAAGGGGCGCCACAUUCGCCAUCGAAAAUCCCGAGGAUUCCUUGAAAUGGUUGCUGCCGAAGAUGCAGAAGCUAUUCAAGUUAGAGGGGUCAGAUGUCGUGCUACUUCAUCAAUGCGCAUACGGCGCGGCAUCGAGGAAACCAACCUGCUUGGUCACCACAUCGGAGUGGAUGAAGUCAGUAUGCUCUUUAUGUGACGACGUCAGACAUCACCUUCAUGCUCGAGGAGGUCUGGUUGGCAAAGCAUGGGACUAUGUGGCCGAGGAGUGGGUCUGGCGCACAAGUUUGGCCGCUGAAUAUCCAUGUGGUUUAUGUGUGGCAUGGUCCCGUGCCUUGCUUAGCUGGUUGAACUCUGCAUCCGGAAAACGGUGGGUGGAACGACGCACUAUGGUAAAACUGGGCAAAUGGAACAAUACCUUGGUUCGGGGUGACUUGGUGCGGCAAGGAGCACCUACACAUUCAUUGGAAGCUCCUGCAACACAUCAGUCAAGCAGGGAUCUCAGGGAAAGGGAAAACCUUCAUGCAAUCGGAGGGCUCAGAAAUCCGCGACAUGCCGUCAAGAAGUCGCCUAAGCUGAGAGAUGUGGGUUCCAGAAUUCGGCAGAUUCUUGACUCCAUGUCGUGGGAUGCUCAACUUGAUCGUUUAGAAGCGGACUUCACUGCAGGAUUGGAAGACACAUGGGUGUCGGAGCUUCGUGCGAAACUUGCAGAUGCAUUCGCGGUUGCUACGGUUGACUCCGGCCUCCAAGCGCCCUUAUGGUCUGCAAUGCUCCGCGAUGCUGCAGAUCCUGAUGCAAAAGUCUUAGCAAAAUGGCUUGCUGAAGGAUUUCCUCUUGGCAUACAAGAAGCCAUCGAGAACACUGGCAUCUUUCCAAAGACGGCUGAAGAUUCAGCGGCGAUUGAGGCUAGCAGACUCCAAGGAGUGCUGCAGGGUGAUGCAGACGGUACCAUUGUGAAUUACACCAGCUUUGAAGAGGCCGGUGAAAAGGCUCAGGAACUCCUCGACAAGCUCAAUCAAGCUGGACGCUCCGAGGUGUUUGAUUCGUGGGAGGCAGUAUGUCAAGCGGUGGGAUCGGAUGCUAAGGCGGUGGCGCACGAUGGUGAGUCAUCCGCUGUAUGUUAUGUUGACGACCCCUUGAUGUUCAUCAUUGGUCGGACUGCUCGCCUGCGUCUUCUGGGCUUCCUUCGGUAUGUGGCACUGUGGACGGCACUGGGGCUCGAUAUUGCCUGGAACAAAGCAUGUCGAGGUUGCAGAGUGGUCUGGAUUGGAUUCGAGAUUUUGCUUCAUCAGCCAAAGCCCGGUGACAUGAUGGUGCAGCUUACCCAAGCCAAGCGGGAUAAACUCCUUUCGGUGUUUGACCAGAUUGCACAAUAUAAGGGAGUAUUCCCGCUAAAGUUGCUUCAAUACGCUGCAGGAGUGCUGGGUUGGGUGUCAAGUGUUAUGCCGUUGGCCAGGCCAUACUUGGCUAUGAUUUGGGCAGCUAUCACUCAACAUCGCACUCCUAUGCGUGACACCACUCGCAUCCGCAAGGGCCUGGUCUUCAUCCGUCAGGUGGAGGGUGCACUGAAACGAUGCUUCCGAUGGCGGCCAUCUGCUCCAGUAGUGUUGAUUCAAACUGACGCCUGUCCAACUGGCAUGGGUGGUUUUCUUAAGAUCGGAGACCGCUUCGCUGCAUGGUGGGCAGAUGAUGUUAUGCAAUCGGAUUUGGAAACAUUCCACGCGCUCAAGGGUGACCCAACUCAUCAAAAUGAGUGGGAACUUCUCGCAGUGUGGUGCUCCCUGGAGGUGUUUUCUCCGAUGCUGGAGCAACUGUCGGUCAAGCCGCAGAUUCUCCUUCGUACUGAUAACACAUCCACGCUGCAAGCUGCUUUGGAGCAUCGCGCAUCUUCCCCGCUCUUGGUCGCACUGGCGGCUGAGAUUGCAUUGUCGUUGGAGGUGAGACAACUGAUGCCCUUGUGGGGGCAGCACGUGCCGACACAGCUGCAGAACUGCGUCCGUAUGCCCGCCCCAAGCGUAGCGAUGCCGUGGGCGAAGAAAUCGAGACCGCUGAAGAGUCAGACUUGGUCUAAGCCAUUGUUAACGGCAGCCGUCGAGCCAGAGCUGCCACCCGCAGUUGCCGCAGCUCGUGCUGAGUUGGGACUUCCGGCUCUUGCACAUGAGACGGCGACAAGUGCUUCUGGCGCCGCUGAGUCCGUAGGUGCUACACUUCUGUCAGCUGGUGACGAGCCUUUGCGCACUAGGCGCGGAUCUUCGGAAUUGGCGUUAGAAGUGGCGUCAUCCCAAGAUAGCAUGGAUCUGGCACGCCGUCAAUUCAAAAGCUUGAUUUAUGCAUCCAGCACGGUGUGCACGAAAGAAUCUUUAUUUGGCUUAUGGGAGAAGCUGUGCGCCCGCCUCAAUUAUGAUAGUCUGCCCGUCACUGAAGCUUCAAUCUUUGACAUUUCUUCUGUGCUCCGUGCGGCCGGGUUUCGGGCCGUAAGUGCUUGUCUGUAUGAGGCAAAGGCCCGCCAUGUGCGUGCAGGUUUCGCUUGGUCUCCUCAGCUCGACGCAGUCUUGCAAGACGCCAAGCGUGGUGCGAGGAGGGCCAUCGGCGAUGCAAACAAGGCGGCUGAGAUUCGACCUGCAUGGUGGGCAAGCCUGGCAAGGAAUUUCGGUUCAGACCCAUGCCCGCAUGUAGCCGGACCGAAAUCUCCAGUGGGUGGUGUUGCCCUUUGGGUGUUCGCUACGGCCUUUCUGCUUCGUGAAACGGAGCUGGCGUACAUCACGCUCGAUUCGCAAAGCAUCAAACUGGAUUACGCUCAGAGGACUGUUAGUCUCCAUCUGAGCGUGCAGAAGAACGACCCGGCCGCCCGAGGUGCGUGGCGCACUCUUGCAUGUGAAUGCACGCGAACAUCUCCAUGUUUGUGUCCAUUUCAUGUUGCUGAUGAUUUAGUCUGCAACCAGCUGAGCAGAGUUGGGCACACGCGACUGGAAGACGUGCCGCCGGGUGCUUUUCCUUUAGUAGGUCAACGUGCGUGCCCUUCGAAGGUUGUGGAUAAGAAGUUUAUGAUUGACGAAGCUCAAAGACUCGCCUCGUUGAUUAUGAUUAAGCUUUCGAAUCCAGCUGCUUCGCAACUCGAGAUUACGACAGUGACUGGGCACUUUGCGAGACGGUCUGGCGCUAAGGAACUGGCCAGGCGAGGUAUUCCUCUGUCCACAAUUCAAUGGAUGGCUCGGCAUAGCUCUUUGGCCACCCUCGGCUAUGUUGAAGAAGCAUGGGCAGAAAACCCUCGCGAAUCAUUCCGAUGCAUAGAUGCCUCGUCAAUCUCGGAUAUGAUUCAAGUCGCAGUGGGACGAAUAAGUGCCCUUGAAGAAGCACAACACGAAGUCUGUGCGGGUCAAGCUUCUUUAUCCGGGGAGCUUGAUCGUUUGGAAGCGCAGCUGUUGGAUCUUGCAAGCGAGAGCCUGCAGGUCAGGCUCCCAUCGGAUCUGAUGGGCCAGAUGCGCACAGAGCUUAGAAAGAUGGUGACUCCAAUUGGUGUGUUGAACACUCGCACCAAGUUUCUGCACCAUGUAGAUCAGAGGACUUGCAUUCUGAGCAAGCCCGAUCAGUGGAUUUGCAAAUGCGGUUGGAAGUUCAUGUCAUCAUGCAAUAAAGAACUUUUCUUUGAUGACGAUGAGCUCCCUGAAGGGGCAGCCGUUUGUGAUCAUUGUCUCAGAG